This is a messenger RNA of Pseudonaja textilis, 1252 nucleotides long. The record is from RefSeq and is a predicted model, not a curated record. NCBI's taxonomy places the organism in Eukaryota, Metazoa, Chordata, Lepidosauria, Squamata, Elapidae.
AUGGGGCACAGCUGGCCUCCCACCGCUGCCUUUGGGGCGCAGGCAGGAGCAGCCAAAGGGCCGGUCCGACUGGUGGCCUUACAGAAGGUGCCACCAGGAGGGGCUAAGUCGCCGGGCAUUGGCUCGCAGGUUGCUCCAGGCUGCUGGGCUCCGGCGGGCGGGUCAAGCGCAGGGGCCCGCCGGAGCCAUUCAUGCGGCUCGCGCCGGACCACGAGGCUCCCCCGGCCGAGCGCAGGCCUGGACCCUAGAAGGCCGGGCGCUUCGGCCUGGGCAGCCGCGGACUUCGCUCGCCGGUCCAGCGGCCGGACUGGCUGCAAGACGACCGCUCGUCCUCGGCCUGGCUGGAGACUCCUCGCUGCGACGGGCAGCAAAGGGAGGGCGGAGCCCGAAGCGGCGGCCCAUAAGGCUGGGCACAGAUUGGUGUUAGUUCUGGGCGACCUUAAUAUUCCUCACCGCUGUAACAGCCUGCCGGCUAAAUUCAAAAAAUUGCUGGUUCCGGGCAAAAUCCAGCACAUUCUUUGCACCGGGAACCUCUGCACGAAGGAGAGCUAUGACUACCUCAAGACCUUGGCUGGCGACGUUCAUGUUGUGAGAGGAGAUUUUGAUGAGAACCUGAACUAUCCCGAACAGAAAGUGGUCACUGUGGGGCAGUUCAAGAUCGGGCUGAUCCACGGCCAUCAAGUCAUUCCCUGGGGCGACGUGGCCAGCCUCGCUCUCCUCCAGAGGCAGUUUGACGUCGACAUCCUGAUUUCAGGCCACACGCACAAAUUCGAGGCGUUUGAACACGAAAACAAGUUCUACAUUAACCCAGGGUCAGCCACGGGGGCCUACAGUGCUUUGGAAAACAACAUCAUUCCUUCCUUUGUGCUGAUGGACAUCCAGGCCUCCACAGUUGUCACCUACGUCUAUCAGCUGAUUGGCGACGACGUCAAAGUGGAAAGAAUCGAGUACAAGAAAUGCUGAAAGCAAGUGGGCCUCCCCUAACUCGUUCCAACCCUUUUUUGCAAUCUGUACCCAACAGUCCGUAGCGUUUGCAGCCUUGUGAGUUGACAAGGCGGCUUCUCUUAGCUUGUCGUAGGCAACUAAGUUUACGGCCCUUGACUUCUGACAUCUGCCUUGGUUUAAUUUGGUUUUUUUUUUCUCCUUUGGGCCCUCAAAAUGGCUCCUGCUUGUAAAUACUACUCAACGUGCGCAGCAGAAUUCUACCUGUUCAUGUGAACUGUUGUAUAAUAAAGAUGUUAUUCAACUUCAA